This is a messenger RNA of Cottoperca gobio, 2678 nucleotides long. It is a transcript of the gene casd1, whose product is annotated as CAS1 domain sialic acid O acetyltransferase 1. Gene Ontology annotation, molecular function: N-acetylneuraminate 9-O-acetyltransferase activity. Lineage: Eukaryota; Metazoa; Chordata; Actinopteri; Perciformes; Bovichtidae. Gene Ontology annotation, cellular component: Golgi membrane. The coding region runs from base 174 to 2663 and encodes 829 amino acids. The transcript has 18 exons. The record is from RefSeq and is a predicted model, not a curated record.
AAGCGAGGACCAACUUUCCUUUUCAAACUCGUGCUCUUACAGAACUUUAAAGUACAAUAUUAUACUAAAUUGACUGAUCUGCCCGAAUAAUGUGUUGGAUUACUUGGUUUUAUUGAAACUAUUUGAAAGUUCAUAUUCUUAUUUUGAUCUGCACCUGGCUUUGACCAGCGGUGAUGGAGCAGAAGGAGUCCGUGUCAGAUGAGGCAGACCAGGCAGAUGGUGCACAGGGAGGAGCGCCUCUGUUAGCCUGCACAGGUGCUUGUUGUCAUGGAGGAGCAAAGAUGGCGGUCCUGGCCUAUAGCCUGGGCAAACGCGAAAUAAAUCAACAUUUUAACAUAAAAAAUGCCAAACUUAUAUCGCUAGUGCUAGUCGGUUUACUUGUCGUGUUCCACACAGCUUCGCGGUACUAUGGAGGCGGAGACUCAUGUGACUGGCUGCUGUCCAGAGGACGUUUCUUGGGGGAGAACGUAUGGCAGCCGUAUGGCUGCAUGAUGCACAAAUACAAAAGCAUUGAAACCAAAACCUGCCUUGCUAAAAAGCGAGUGGCCUUUGUCGGUGAUUCACGAAUCAGGCAGCUUUUUUACUCCUUCAUCAAAACUAUUGACCCUAACCAAAGAGAAGUUGGGAUCAAGCACGAGGACAUUCCCUUUGAAGAUAAGCGUUCCUCUCUUAAUGUGGACUUUCUGUGGUAUCCAGAGGCAAAUGAUUCAAUGAAGGAGCAAUUGAUAUCAUGGAAUGAAGGUUCAGUAAAGCCAGAUGUUAUCAUCCUUGGAUCUGCAACAUGGUCAAUCAGGUUGGGCAGUGGCAGCAGCAAGACGCUGCAGCAGUACAAAGUCAACCUGACAGCCAUUGCUGUGCACCUGGAGAAGCUUGCUGAACAUGGAGAGGUCUAUUGGGUUCUGCAAGAUCCAGUAUAUGAGAAGAUGUUGAGUGACGAGAGGAAAAAGAUCACCAACAAACAGCUGGAGCUGUACAAUGAAGUGGCGGCGGAUGUGCUUAACAGCAUCAAGCGUACCGGCAGGUCCCGGAUCAAGCUGUUGGCCUCGUACCGCCAGGCUGGACUGGAAACUAUCACCCAGUCACAGGACGGCUUGCACAUGCAUGAGAGCACCAGGGAUGUGGGAGCCAUGAUCCUCAUGAACUCUGUGUGCAACAAGCUACUGAGACCCAUUGACGGUUCCUGCUGCCAGACGUUGCCACCCCUAAACCUCCUGCAGAAACUCUCAGCAUGUUUCUUCCUGGGCUCGUCCCUGGUCUUCGUGGUCCUCCAUAUCCUUGGCAACAACCGUCACCGCCGACCUGUGCCCUCGGACAUUGAGAGCCUAGAGGAGAAGAAGCCCGCGACUGCAGCUGUCCCCCUGGCUCUAACGGCGCCAUUCCAGGCCCUCUGCAGGAUGGGCAUCAUCAUGGGCUAUUUUUACCUCUGUGACAGGGCAGAUGUGUUCAUGAAAGAGCAGAAGUUCUACACUCAUGCCACGUUCUUCAUCCCUCUCGUCAAUAUAUUUGUCCUGGGAGUGUUCUACUAUGAGAACAGCAAGGAGACUAAAUUACUCAACCGAGAGCAAACGGACGAGUGGAAAGGCUGGAUGCAGUUGGUCAUCCUCAUUUAUCACAUGUCUGGAGCCAGCGCUUUCCUUCCAGUGUACAUGCAUGUGCGGGUGCUGGUGGCAGCGUACCUUUUUCAGACGGGCUAUGGACACUUUUCCUUUUUCUGGCUCAAAGGAGAUUUUGGACUGUAUAGAGUUUGCCAGGUGCUUUUCCGUCUAAACUUCCUGGUCUUGGUACUGUGCUUGGUAAUGAACAGACCCUACCAGUUCUAUUAUUUCGUCCCAUUGGUCACCUUCUGGUUUGUCGUCAUCUACGCCACCAUGGCCAUGUGGCCUCAGAUCCUUCAGAAAAAGGCCAACAGUAGUGGCUUUUGGCACAUUGGGGUCUUGGUGAAGUUACUGAGCCUCCUGAUAUUCAUCUGCGUCUUUGCCUAUUCACAGGGUUUCUUUGAGAACGUCUUCUCCGUGUGGCCAAUCUCCAAUCUCUUUGAGCUGAACGGAACCGUCCACGAGUGGUGGUUCAGAUGGAAGCUCGACCGAUUUGCGGUGAUACACGGCAUGCUGUUUGCCUUCAUCUAUCUGGUGCUUCAGAAGCGCCUGGUGCUGUCGGAGGGCAAAGGAGAGUCUCUCUUCUCUGCCAAGAUUUCCAAACUGCUCCUCUCACUCUCUAUCGUCUCCUUCAUAACUUACUCAAUAUGGGCCAGCAGCUGCAAAACCAAAACCGAGUGCAACGAGAUGCAUCCUUACAUCUUUGUUGUCCAGAUCUUGGCCUUCAUUCUCAUCAGGAACAUUCCUGGCUACGCCCGCUCUGUAUAUAGCUCUUUCUUUGCAUGGUUCGGAAAGAUCUCCUUGGAGCUGUUCAUAUGCCAGUACCACAUCUGGCUUGCAGCCGACACCAAGGGCAUUUUGGUCCUGAUCCCAGGAAACCCUUCGUUUAACAUCGUGGUCAGCACCUUCAUCUUUGUUUGUGUGGCUCAUGAGAUUUCCCUCAUCACCAAUGACCUGGCCCAGGUGGUCAUCCCCAAAGACAGCGCUGCCCUGCUGAAGAGACUGGGGGCCGUCACGCUCGUCACUAUGGUUGUAUUGCUGCUGGCCAGGGGCACCCACGGCGCCUGAUGGACACCUCUUGAU